Callorhinus ursinus (northern fur seal) is the source of this 1828-nucleotide messenger RNA. NCBI's taxonomy places the organism in Eukaryota, Metazoa, Chordata, Mammalia, Carnivora, Otariidae. The record is from RefSeq and is a predicted model, not a curated record.
GCCAAUCGCAGACCGGGGGCGGGUCCUGAAGGCUAUAUAAAGGCGCUCGGCAGCUUUACGCGUCUUUUGCGGGACGGCGGUAGGAGAGGUCCUUGGAACCGUCCCUGGAGCCGGAGCUGUCGUGUCCCCUCCUCUUUUCACUGCCCGUUGCAAUCAAUAAAGGCCGUUCCUACCCUAGUAGCUUUUCUGUUGGACUUCAGGCUCCUGCGGGAGUGCGGGCGACGUUUCGCAGAAGGUUCUCUGGCCGACCUUGCCGGGAUUUCCAGAUGGCCGCGCUGCGCCGAACCCUCCACGUGGCGACCCUGGCGGCUGGGGCGCGCCGCGCUUUGGCGGGCUCCCUGGCUGGUAGCUGCCUGGCCGACCGUCGCCUCUGGGAUAAGCUCCAUGCCGAUGCCGGUAGGGGCAGCGUCCCCACGUUCGAUUGGUUCUUUGGGUAUGAGGAAGCCCAGGGGUUGCUACUUCCGCUGCUGCAGGAGUCAGGAGCUGCCUGCCCACCAAGGGUGUUGGACGUGGGCUGUGGGACCUCCAGCCUGUGUACAGGCCUCUACACCAAGUGCCCACAUCCCGUGGAUGUGCUGGGGGUGGACUUCUCUCCUGUGGCUGUUGCCCACAUGAAGAGUCUUCUGGAAGGUGGUCAAGGCCAAACACCCCUCUGUCCUGGGCAUCCUGCUUCCCAACUCCACUUCAUGCAGGCUGAUGCCCAGAAUCUGGAGCCAGUGGCUUCCUCAGGCUCCUUCCAGCUAGUGCUGGAUAAGGGCACCUGGGAUGCUAUUUCCCGAGGUGGUCUGCCUGGGGCUUACCAGCUUCUGUCAGAGUGCCUCAGGGUCCUAAGCCCCCAGGGGACCCUGGUUCAGUUCUCAGAUGAGGACCCUGAUGUGCGGCUGCCUUGCCUGGAGCAAGGGUCCCCAGGCUGGACUGUGACUGUGCAGGAGCUAGGCCCUUUUGGGGGCAUCACCUACUUUGCUUACUUGGUUCAAGGCUCUCAUUAAAGACUUCAGCCCUGACCCGAAUUUUUCUGUUGGGUGAGGAGAGCGUUGGGUAGCUUUUCAACUUUGUAAGAUGGCUGGGAAGCAAGGAUUUGAAGCCUGGCCUCCACAUUUAUUAGCUGGGUGCACAGAGUAUUGAAUGUUUCUGUGCCCCAGUUCACGCUCUAGCAGCAGGGUAGGAAUUAAUACCCGGAGUCAGAGGAUUACAUAUGAUGAUGGGUGAAACAUGGAGCAUUUAGCAAUGCCAGGCACAAGACGGAGUGCUGAGCAGAGAAGGUGCAGUGGCUCAUUCCCCAGCCCCAACGAACGGGAACUCCUAAAAACACAGGAGUUCUGUGGGGUUUUUUUGUUUGAGGGGUUUAGGGUUUUGUCUGUUUUUAGAUUUACUUUUUUUAGAGAGAGUGAGCGAGCAGGGGGAGGGGCAGAGGCAGAGGGAGAAUCCCAAGCAGUCUCCAUGCCCAGUACGGAGCCCAAAUCAGGGCUCCUCCCUGAGAUCAUGGCCUGAGCCAAAACCAAGAGUUGGGGUGCUUAACCGACUGAGCCACCCAGGCGCCCCUGUUUGGGGAGUUUUUUAAUAGAGAGGUCCUUAAUCCAAAUCCCAGUAUUGACUGACUUGUGGGAGCCAGUGGCCUCACCUCUAACCCUCUUGUCCUCACCUGUAAAAGAAGACUGAAAGAACCCAUAGAAGGGCCUCAUAACAAACCACGAAACGUGGAGGGAGGCAGUACAAUACUUACCCUCCAAGCUCCUGGGAGGCAGGAGAUGUGAAUAUUCCACAAAGUAGCUUCUACAAACCCGGGAGCUGGCAGCUGGGUUCCAGAGAGGACAGGGGUUGGAGGCUU